AUAACAUCUACAUUCUGAUUCGCCAUUAUUUUUCACGUAUUGAUUAAUAUUUAUAGAAAGACCAAAGAAUUACAUAGCUGAUUUUGUAUACUUGUUUAUUAUUAAGCAAGAUGGAAAAACGCAUCAAACUGCUAGUUGUCUGUUUUUGUGUGAUAAUUGCUGUCUUUGAAGCAAAAGGAAAAGGUGUAGCACCAGCAGUAAAGGAUGAGCUUCAACAAUGUAAUAGUUCAAGGGAAUGUGGCUAUAACCAAUGUUGUGUCGUCGAAAAUCUUAGAGGACGGAAAAAAAGAUCUAUUAGUUUUGCCGGAGUUUGUAGACCAUAUGGGCAAAUUGGUUCAGUCUGUGUAGUGGAAAAUCAAUAUGCUAAUGCUAAUGUGUUUCGAGGUUGGUGUCCAUGUAAAAAUCCAUUCAAUUGUAAUGGAUCAGGAAUUACUGAAGUUCCUUAUGGUGAAAAAGGGACAUGUGGAUAAGGAAUAGAAGACGAACUGGUGUUGAACUUUUAAAUAUCAAAGAAGAUUGUGAGGAAAAAAAAGUCUUCUGUCAAAUUUCUAAUAUGCAAUUUAUUUUGUUUUAAAAUGGAAAUUAUUAUAUUUGUAAUAAUUUCUAUUAAAAAUUAAAUACAUCUUUGGACUGUAAAA
Messenger RNA from Mytilus trossulus (common blue mussel), 638 nucleotides. RefSeq lists its product as uncharacterized. The transcript has 5 exons. The coding region runs from base 111 to 470 and encodes 119 amino acids. The record is from RefSeq and is a predicted model, not a curated record. Lineage: Eukaryota; Metazoa; Mollusca; Bivalvia; Mytilida; Mytilidae.